CUAUGGCCCUGCCUGUGAGGAAAGCCGUCUGUAUGUCAAAAUUUUUAUUUUGUAAUCUAAGGUCAAAAUAAAAACAUUUUUAAUUUUCAUACCUACGUAAACUACGUACGUAAAGAAAUAUGUGAAUUGUGAAAUAAUAUAAACUUGUUUUAUUCAAAAUGUAUAAAUAAUUGAAUGAAAACUAACAAUUUCACUAAUAUAUUAUUUUAAAAAUCAUUUAUGUUCAACACAUAUCCCUUAUCCUUUUGAUAUUCAGAAGAAUUGAAAGAUCACGAUAUAUUUCAAUUAAAAAUAGUGGAAAUUGGGAUAAACAAUAGGUAGUGGAAGAUGGGUGAUAAUUUUCAAAAUAAAACCAUGGCGCCGGUAAUGAUGGAUUAUGAGUUUAAAAUGAAAACGCAGAAUGAACGUUCUAAAGUUGAGGACCUGUUUGAUUACGAAGGGUGUAAGGUCGGUCGUGGUACUUAUGGUCACGUAUACAAAGCUAGACGGAAAGAUGGAUCGGAUACAAAAGAUUAUGCUUUAAAACAAAUAGAAGGCACAGGACUUUCUAUGUCAGCAUGCAGAGAAAUUGCUUUGCUCCGUGAACUCAAACAUCCAAAUGUUAUAAAUUUAAUAAGGGUAUUUCUUUCGCACACAGACAGGAAAGUGUGGUUAUUAUUUGAUUAUGCUGAACAUGAUUUGUGGCACAUCAUUAAGUUCCACAGAGCUGCUAAAGCUAAUAAGAAAUCAGUUAUGGUUCCAAAAGGCAUGGUAAAAAGUUUGUUGUACCAAAUUUUGGAUGGAAUACAUUAUUUACAUUCAAAUUGGGUGCUACAUAGAGAUUUGAAACCAGCAAACAUAUUGGUAAUGGGUGAAGGUCCAGAGAGAGGUCGCGUUAAAAUUGCCGACAUGGGUUUCGCGAGAUUGUUUAACGCUCCAUUAAAACCACUGGCUGAUUUGGACCCUGUCGUAGUUACAUUUUGGUACAGAGCACCAGAAUUGUUGUUAGGUGCUAGGCAUUAUACGAAGGCGAUUGACAUAUGGGCAAUAGGAUGUAUAUUUGCCGAACUGUUAACAUCAGAGCCUAUUUUCCACUGUCGUCAAGAAGACAUUAAGACCAGUAAUCCAUACCAUCAUGAUCAACUAGAUAGGAUAUUCAAUGUGAUGGGUUUCCCUCAAGAAAAGGAUUGGGAAGACAUUAGGAAAAUGCCGGAACAUGCCACAUUAGUUAAGGACUUUAAGAGAUCUAACUACCAAAAUUGCUCUUUAAGCAAAUACAUGGAUAGACACAAAAUAAAACCAGACAGCAAAGCAUUCAGUCUACUUCAGAGGCUACUCUUAAUGGACCCCAAUAGACGAAUAACGUCGGAACAAGCUAUGCAGGAUCCAUACUUUUCCGAAGAUCCGUUACCUACGCAGGAUGUCUUCGCUGGAUGUCAAAUACCAUAUCCAAAACGUGAAUUCUUGACAGAUGAUGAUCAAGAUGAUAAAAGUGAUUCUAAAGCGAGACAGAAUCAACAACAACAACAACCUAAUACUCAACAGAACCAAGUACAAGCUAACAGCCAUGACCACGCAGCAAAUAACGCGAAAAGGAUGAGGAUGUCAGGGCCGAAUCAAGGCAACAACAACCAGGGGAACCAACAGGAGUUCCAUCAGCAACAACAGAUGAUGUUCGGCGGGCAACAACAGGGCGGCGGGUCGCAACAACAAGGCAACUUUCAACAGCGGUUUUGAGGCUAAUUUUUAAUAUUUUUUAUAUAAAAACUUGUAAAUAUUAUCGAAUCAUAGUUUCAGUUUGUAAGGAAUGUAGCUGUAAUUGUAAUAUACUUUUUUGGUUACGUAUUUUUUUUUUAAAGAAUCAAAUUUGAAAUAUUAGCUGAUAUUUCGAAUCAAUUUUGCAGUGAUCUAAGUAGUUAUCGAAAAAUUU
Colias croceus (clouded yellow) is the source of this 1909-nucleotide messenger RNA. It is a transcript of the gene Cdk8, whose product is annotated as cyclin-dependent kinase 8. Lineage: Eukaryota; Metazoa; Arthropoda; Insecta; Lepidoptera; Pieridae. The coding region runs from base 328 to 1716 and encodes 462 amino acids. Gene Ontology annotation, molecular function: ATP binding; RNA polymerase II CTD heptapeptide repeat kinase activity; cyclin-dependent protein serine/threonine kinase activity. Gene Ontology annotation, cellular component: mediator complex; nucleus. The transcript is spliced from 8 exons. The record is from RefSeq and is a predicted model, not a curated record. Gene Ontology annotation, biological process: protein phosphorylation.